Eremomyces bilateralis CBS 781.70 is the source of this 453-nucleotide messenger RNA. RefSeq names its product EF-hand protein. NCBI's taxonomy places the organism in Eukaryota, Fungi, Ascomycota, Dothideomycetes, Eremomycetales, Eremomycetaceae. Gene Ontology annotation, biological process: spindle pole body organization. The record is from RefSeq and is a predicted model, not a curated record. The transcript is spliced from 6 exons. Gene Ontology annotation, molecular function: enzyme regulator activity; calcium ion binding. Gene Ontology annotation, cellular component: central plaque of spindle pole body. Bases 1 to 453 code for a protein of 150 amino acids.
AUGAUGGCUGACUCCCUAACCGAAGAACAAGUUUCCGAGUUUAAGGAAGCAUUCUCCCUCUUUGACAAGGAUGGCGAUGGACAAAUCACGACGAAAGAGUUGGGCACCGUGAUGAGGUCGCUUGGCCAGAAUCCCAGCGAAUCCGAGCUCCAAGACAUGAUCAACGAGGUGGAUGCCGACAACAAUGGCACGAUCGACUUCCCUGAGUUCUUGACGAUGAUGGCAAGGAAAAUGAAGGACACCGACUCCGAGGAGGAGAUCCGUGAAGCGUUCAAGGUGUUCGAUCGUGACAACAACGGCUUCAUCUCAGCUGCCGAAUUGCGCCACGUCAUGACCUCAAUCGGAGAGAAAUUGACGGAUGACGAGGUGGAUGAGAUGAUCCGGGAGGCCGAUCAGGAUGGCGAUGGCAGGAUUGACUACAACGAGUUUGUGCAGCUCAUGAUGCAGAAGUAA